AUGGUGAAACGUAAAGUCGAGAUAGCGAAUUUAAGUUUGAGUCCUAGAGGAACCCCGUCACAAGUCGUCAAGACGGAAAAAGUAGAACAAAAGGAUAUGAAAGAGAAGACUGAAAAGAAAGAGAAAAAAGAGAAGAAGGAGAAGGGAGAAAGUAAAGGAGAAAAAGUCGAACGAAAACUUUCAUUUACUUUUGCUAAAAAAGAGAAGAAGGACAAGACAGAAAGCAGAAAGAGUUUGGGCAACAAGAAAGAGAAACCAGUCGAGAAAUUAGGCCAAAAACCAUUGGAAAAACAAUUGGAGACUAAAACAGAGAAAGACACCGAAAUCGAAGAAUUGAAAAAGAAAUUGAAAAAACAGGAACAUAAAGUAAAAACUCUGAAAGACACAGUGAAGUCUUUAAAUGAAAGACUUGUUGUGCAAGAGACUCUUAUUAAAAAAUUGGUAGACGGAUGUAAAGAAAGUGAUAAGACUGAAAAAGAAAACAUUGUGAGCCAAGACGUCGUUCAUACUGUGAAAGAAGAAAUUCUAGAGGAAGCAAAAGUCGAUCAAAAAGAGGAAGAACACUUCAUCCAAUUUGAUGACGAAGAACAAAAAGAAGUAAAGGAAAAGAGGAACGACACAGCAAAAGAAGAGGAAGCUUAUAUAGAACCAGAUUAA
Molecule: messenger RNA, 657 nt
Organism: Entamoeba invadens IP1
Lineage: Eukaryota; Evosea; Mastigamoebida; Endamoebidae
Exons: 1
Coding region: 1-657 (218 amino acids)
Source: RefSeq, a predicted model, not a curated record